AUGGCGGGCGAGGGUCACGUAUCGUGGCCCGGCGUCGCGUGCAUCGCCACCGGCGCCCUGUUCGGCUACAGCUCGCGAGCUUUCAAGCGGAACAUACCCCAGUACACGGACUUUCGCGCGCUCGAGCGCGACCUGCGCGCCGCCGCGUCCAGAGCCCGCGCCGAACCCACGCGCCGUCGCCACCACCCCACCCACGCGGCGGGCGAGAACGAGAUUCGCGCCCGACCCGCCCAGGCCGACGACGACGACGACGACGCCCCGUUCGGCAUGCUCGUCGCCAUCACCGGCGCCGCGCGCUCCGAUGUCCUCGUCCCGUGCGUCCACGCCAAGCGACCUGACGGGCGAACCCCCGAGCGAGCCAUCUACGUCGACGCGGUGACGGACCAGUACCUCGCUCGACAAGCUGUGCGAUCGGGCGAGUGGAUCCGCGAUUGCGUCGUCGUCGCCGCGAUGGCGAAAGAGGCGCCCACGUGGCGGCUCGAGGACCCAGCCGGGCACGGGGUGAACAUGCACAGGGCCACGUCGAUGGCUCAGGCGUCGGACGCCGCGAGAGCCGCGGACUGGCACCUGUCGCUCGUGCACGACGAGUUUGAAUCGGCCGGGAGCGCCGGCGCGGGUUCGUCGCUGCACUCGAGGAUCAUAGCCAACGCGCUCGACGUGAACAUGGGGCUGAACGUGCUCGGCUUGCGGCACAGGGAGCGCGUGUUAGCCCCGGGCGCGAGGCUCACGGCGGUGGGCGAAGUGUUCAUCGCCCCAAACGGCGGGCCCGUCGGCGUGGACGGCGGCGACGGUGCCGGGGAGAUUCGUCUCAGGCGACCUAGACGACGGAAAGGUUGGCGACGGCACGGACGCGGUUGGCGACGGAAAGGCGGCACCCCCGGGGACGAAAAGUCGGCACCCGGGGACGGGGACGGGGACGGGGACGACGCGGCGAUGUCGCCGCGGAUGGACCCGAACGUCUUCACGGUGACGCAAAAGCCGUUUGACGAGUACGUGGACGGUUUCGGAUCGUGGGGGAAAGUUAACGCGGCGCUCGGCCUCGGCUUCCUCGGCGUCGGUGUGGCGCUGGUGCUGACGAAGCUGUGGCGCGCGAGGCUCACGAGGUGGAGGGAGGCGCGGUUUCUGCGUCGGAUGAGAGAGGCGGAGGAGGCGCGGCGAGCGGCGGGUGGGGGGGAGGGCGACGACGGGGGCGACACAGCUGGCACAAACACAGACACAGCUGGCGCAAAGGUUUCACCCGGCGAGACGUGCGUGGUGUGCAUGUACGCGAGGAGCGAGGUUGUGUACAAGGAGUGCGGGCAUUUGGUGUGCUGCGGGGUGUGCGCGGGGCGGAUGGACAGGUGCCCGCUGUGCCGGCGACGAUCCGCGCACAUGAGGGUGUACAGGGCGGGACUGUGA
Molecule: messenger RNA, 1398 nt
Organism: Micromonas commoda
Lineage: Eukaryota; Viridiplantae; Chlorophyta; Mamiellophyceae; Mamiellales; Mamiellaceae
Exons: 2
Coding region: 1-1398 (465 amino acids)
Biological process (GO): protein ubiquitination; organelle organization
Molecular function (GO): ubiquitin-protein transferase activity
Source: RefSeq, a predicted model, not a curated record